Molecule: messenger RNA, 2078 nt
Organism: Helianthus annuus (common sunflower)
Lineage: Eukaryota; Viridiplantae; Streptophyta; Magnoliopsida; Asterales; Asteraceae
Product: probable glycosyltransferase At3g07620
Exons: 6
Coding region: 400-1983 (527 amino acids)
Molecular function (GO): glycosyltransferase activity
Source: RefSeq, a predicted model, not a curated record
UUUAACCAUGGCUUCCCUGUGUUCAUCUUCCAUCAUAAAGAAAUCAAUCAUCAAUUUUAUUAUUAUAUAAUAUCCAUCUCUGUUCCCAAUAAUCACCAACUCAUUAUUAUACUAAUAAUCAACUCACAUACUUCAGUACACUUGUUAUAUAACUUGCUACACUGAAUCACUCACAAAACAAUUCUUCUUCGUUUCUUCUCGAUUUCGAUCGUCUCCGUGUAUAAUCUGCUGAUUCAAAGAUGCUGUAACUUCUGUUCAUACGUCGAUUUUAAGGAAGCUUCAUCAUUUACAGGUGCUGUUCAUACAUUGAUUAUAAGCUAGAUGGCUUAAACUAUAUAAUAAUUCUAUCUUAGGAGAAUUCUCGAGGGUCGGUUUGCUUGGAGAACAAGUUAUAUACAAAUGGGCCAUGGAUUUCAGCAUAUAUUCGGAAUUUCGAGAUUGGCAUACUUUGGGGGAGCGGUGUUUGCUGUUAUCAUAAUUUUACAGUAUUUUGAAUUUCCUUAUGGUGAUGUUAUAUCAUCUUUAUUUUCUGCUAGCAAGAUUCACAUAAGUUACGGUACUAACCGUACUAGUAGCAAUUGCACUACGGAUAAUGCCACUACUACUUUAACGUCCCCUCAAAUUCUCCUAGAUUCCAACAUGUCUGAAACGUACAAAAAUGCAUCAAAUUUGGUUCAUAAUUUCACAAAAAAUGAAUCCCCAACUAGAGAUAUUUUCCCAUCAGUCAAUUUAUCCGCUGUGACUGAGGUCCACCGUAAGAAGCAAAAGGUGAAAGUAGUGUCAAUUUCUGAGAUGCAUGAUAUUUUAAUCCACAACCGUGCUUCUUCUCAUCCAAUGAAAUCACUGUGGACUUCAAGAGCUGAUCAAGAAUUACUGAAUGCAAAGCUGCAAAUUGAGAAUGCUUCUUUUAAUGAAGAUGAUCGUACCCUUUAUCCUUCUGUGUUCCGUAAUAUUUCAAAAUUUAGGAGGAGCUAUGAACUAAUGGAGAAAACACUCCAAGUAUACAUCUACAAAGAAGGUGAAAAACCGAUAUUCCACCAGCCAGAGGCGGUUAUGAAGGGAAUAUAUGCAUCUGAAGGAUGGUUUAUGAUGCAAAUGAAAUCAAGCAAAAGAUUUAUUACGAAAAAACCAAAACAAGCCCAUUUGUUCUACAUUCCUUAUAGCUCUAAAUUAUUGAAAGCAACUUUAUUCCCCAACUCUUAUAAUCGAGAAAGCGUGGUACCGUAUUUGAAGAGCUAUAUUGACAUGAUCUCGCGGAGAUAUAAUUUCUGGAAUAGAACCGGUGGGGCCGACCAUUUUCUUGUUGCCUGUCAUGAUUGGGCGCCAGAUGAAACAAGACAAUUCAUGGGUACCUGCAUUCGAGCCAUUUGCAACAACGAUGUCCAAAAAACAGGUUUCGAGUUAGGAAAAGACGUUUCUCUCCCUGAAACAAACGUUCGUUAUCGUCAAAACCCAUUACAGAAUCGUGGAGGUAACCCCCCAUCCAAACGCUCCGUUUUCGCUUUCUUUGCUGGCAAAAUGCACGGUUACCUUCGCCCAAUCCUCUUACGCCACUGGGAAAACAAAGACCCAGACAUGAAAAUCUUUAGUAAACUUCCGAAAGUCAAAGACGACAAAAACUACGUUGACUUUAUGAAAAACAGCAAGUUUUGUAUAUGUGCCAAGGGUUCGGAAGUCAACAGUCCUAGAGUUGUGGAGGCUAUUUUCUAUGAAUGUGUUCCUGUAAUCAUAUCCGAUAAUUUUGUCCCGCCGUUUUUUGAGAUUUUGGAUUGGGAAUCGUUUGCGGUUUUUGUACCCGAGAAAGAUAUCCCGGAUCUGAAAAAUAUCCUUCUUUCGAUCCCGAAAAAAAGGUAUUUGCAAAUGCAUAAGAGGAUUAAAGAAGUACAACAACAUUUUCUUUGGCAUGUUAAGCCAGUUGAAUAUGACAUUUUUCAUAUGAUACUACACUCAAUAUGGUAUACUAGAGUUGCUAGAGUAAUGUAAAUCCCAAAGGUGAUUAAUUUAUUAUCUUGUAAAUACACAUUUCUUUUUCUUUUCUUUUUUUAUUUAUACUAUAUACUUUGUGAAGUCCAAAAAAA